AUGCCCUGGUGUAGUAAGGAAAAUCUGUCUGUAGUAGUUAAUAUAUUUUUACAACACUAUGAAGUCAUCAAAAAAAAUCUACUAUUAAUAAAGCUGUUGUUUCUCGCUUUGUGGUUUAUCAAUGCUUACAUAAAACCUUCAAGUUUCUCCGAUGUACGAUUCUUGUUUUCUCUGGAAAACAGCAGCCAGCACCUAGGAGAAGUUACACAGAUUAGUAUGGACGUGUAUUUCAAUGACCAGUCGCAUACAAUGGUAAUUGUUUCCAACAAUUAUGCUUUGGUGCUUAUUGACAACAUGAACUUUGAGAACUAUCCAGCAAUUUCUUCAAGCAGCCAAAGCAGCAGUAAUAUUCCCAAAUGUAUCAUCGAAUUUAUUCCGAAGGAGGCAGUUCCUUUACAAAGCUUUCGAAAAAUCCAAAGUGGGGUGCAUGGCUGUCUAGGAUUAGUUUGUCUGAAAAAUGUGAUGUACGUUGGGUUUAUUAGCGGUAGACGAAAACUUGGACCUAUUAUUCCGGACGUUUACGUCAAUCAAUUGAUCAGUACCGUUUUCAUAAACUUUCAAGGCGAAGUUUCUUCUUUAUAUAGCCAAAGUGCACAUGGCCAGCUAACCUUAUAUCAAAGUGAUGAAGGUUAUGAGAAUACAGAAGCUUCGCCGUUGACUAGUAGAAUCACUUCAAUCAUGAAACUACUUCAAACAGGUACUUUUUACUAUUCAAAUGAUACUGACUUGGCUGUAAAGGCACAGGAUUGGGGAAUUGUCAACAAGAAAGGUUACACGUAUACAACCAUAAACAAUUUAAUUGAUGAUUAUGCGGGGAGGUUUGUGUGGAACAGCAAUUUGAUAAACGAAUUAUCUAUAUUUAGAAGACGACUCUCUAACGAGGAGCAGAUUGCUUUUGACGAGGGAAGGUUUUGCACGACAUUGAUUCGGGGAUAUGUGGAUCGGCAAAAUUUUGGAGAAAACGGUGACAAGUGGAUGACAAUAAUAUCGAGACAGGACUCUAGAAAAGAAGGGCACAUAUUCGGUCCGUCAUGUAUGGAUGAUGAUGGGAACGUUUCCAAUUUUGCAGAAACAGAAGUGAUGGUAUACACAGGAGAAUAUCUUGUGAGUUUUAUAAUACUUAAAGGUAAUGUUCCCUUGUUUUGGAAAUUAGAUAGCCAUUUGAUAUCUACUAAAAUUGAAUUCCCAAGAUCUUUAGAUGGCACGAAACAUGCAUUCAACCGAUUUUUUGAAACUCUGUGCUUGGAGUAUAAUAUGAUAUAUGUAUUAGAUGCGUUGAGCACAAAGGGAAGCCAGCCUGAGUUGAGUAGUCGAUUUAUGUCUGCGAUUACUGAAUUACAACAUGAGCGUAAAGAUCUCUUGGUGACCUACAAGAAGUUGGAGCAUAUAGGAUCAUUAAGCAGUCGUUUGAAAGGAAAGAAUGAAUACCUCGGUCUACUAUUGCAGGAUACUCAUAUACACGAAGCACUGGAUGACUAUUCGGCUUUCAGGUUUUCACUUUUAGAUUGGAAUGUUACUGACACACAAUCGGGUGUGUUUCUUAUCAGCACACUAGACUCUAAUGAACGUUCUAAUGUAAUUGAAUGUAAAAUCAGUGAAAUGAUUCUAGAAAAAAUGUUCGGUUCAGGUUUCAAUGCAGAAAUACUACUGAAACACAAUGCAUUAUGGGAAGCCAAUGGUAAUGCAUUGCGAAAACUAUCAGAUUCUUAUAACAAUUCUAUCAAGACCAAAAAUAAAACUGGUGGAAUCAUGGGCAAAAUGGCAGAACAAGGUCUCAAAUACGCUGGUCAUGGCAAGAAAUACGUUUCAAAUGCAGGAAACUCACAUUUGAGUUCAAGCAGCGGUAAUAAAAUGGGCAAGCAGGAUCAAUUUGAUAAGUUAUUAGGUAGGAAAAGCAAAGAAAUACAAGUUGAGCUAAUAGACCCUAUCCACGAUUACGUCCUGCAUGGAUUGGCUGAACGAAGGAAGGAAUUCACCUCGUUUAAAGAUUUACGAAUCUAUGCUCUUACAUAUAAUAUAAACGGGGUGCUCUAUAAUGGUGACCUCACCGAUCUGGUAUUUCCAGAGAAAGAAACAUAUGAUGAGUACGAUUUGAUUGCCAUUGCUUUGGAAGAAGUAAUUGAGCUAUCACCUAAGAAAACACUAACCAUUGACAUGAGAACCCGGACAUUUUGGGAGAAAAGAUUCAAGGAAACAUUGAAUUCUCAAAAAAAUGGUAAAGAUUAUACACUACUCAGGGGUGAGCAAUUAGGUGGUGUGCUUCUGUUAAUAUAUGCGAGUACCAGCACUAUAGAUAACAUUAAAAAUGUCGAAACCAGUGUUAAAAAAACAGGCUUUAAAGGAAUUAGUGCCAAUAAAGGUGGUGUUGCCAUUACAUUUACGUUUUCCACACACUCAAGACUUUGCUUUGUAGCUUCACACUUGGCUGCAGGGCAAAGCAAUAGUAAAGAAAGGCACCAUGAUUACAAAACCCUUGCAAAUGGACUAACUUUUAAAAAAUGCAGGAGCAUUCGGGAUGCAGAUAUAUUGAUUUGGAUGGGCGAUCUAAAUUACCGAGUCAGUUUACCAAAUAGCACAGUAAGAAAGCUAUUGGGUUACCAGGCACCAUCUUUCCCGAUGAAGAACAGAAGUAGUGAAAGUAUUUCUAGCUAUGAAUCGUACUAUUCAAGUUUGGAGGAAGAGGAGGACGAUAAAGAGGAAGAAGAUGAGAGCUUCAUAGGAGAUAUAACUGCAGGUCUUCUGGGCCAUGAUAAGUUGGUCCAGAGUGAAGAAACAAAAAUGGAAGCUGAAAAUGAAGCUAGAUUAAAAGAUGAAAUAUUUGAACGUGAGAGAGACGCAAAUAUGAUUAACAAGGAACUUGAAAACAAUUCGAGUUCAGGCUGCCAUAUCAUUGUUGAUAAUUCAGAAAAUUCGAGUCUACACAAUUCUACUAGCAAUACAAUCAAAGAGUCUGAUACUUCACAAGUACAUGAUGUCUCAACUAUAGACAACAAUGGGAUACUGAGACCGCCAGCAAGAUUACCGGUGGCAUUCAGCAGAAGUGAAGAAAAAGUUAAUAUGUUGACUCCACAGCUUACAGUUACAGAGGCGAAUGAAGAAGAGGAAGGAAAAGAAGGGAAAGCAAUUACGCAGUUGUUGGAAUUCGAUCAGCUAAAUUUUCAAAUGGCUAAUGGACAGUCUUUCCCAUUUUUUGACGAAAUGGAAAUCAAAUUUAAACCAACUUACAAAUACGAUAAAGGGACGGACACAUUUGAUUCUUCCGAAAAACAGCGUGUUCCUUCAUGGACAGAUAGAAUCUUAUCAUUUACAAAAAACAAACGAGUGACCACUCUAGAGCAACUAAGAUACAAUAGUAUACCCCAAUAUGUAUUCAGUGACCAUAAACCUGUCUAUGCUAUCUUUAGUACUCGCCUAGAGAUUGUUGAUGAGGUAAUUAAAUCCAAGGUUGAAAAAGAAUUAUAUGAUAUUACAAAGCAGAAAUUCUAUGCCAAUGAUAAAAAUGGCAGUGUUUUAUCACCAUCUUUCAUAAAUUCGUUGUAUGCAGAGUCUAAGUACUCAACGACCAAGCAGGGAUUGCCACCGCCAUCAACUAAAGCAUUAAGAUGGUGGAUUAAUAACAGCGACAGUUCCAAUACAGCUAAAGUUAAAAUCAACUUCUCCGAACUUGAUAGUGGUGAAUAUCUGAUAAAUCCAAACUUACCUAAAAACCCCUUCUUAAUUACAGAUGAAGAGUGGUUUAUAAAGGCAGACUAG
Pichia kudriavzevii is the source of this 3753-nucleotide messenger RNA. RefSeq lists its product as uncharacterized. The record is from RefSeq and is a predicted model, not a curated record. Bases 1 to 3753 code for a protein of 1250 amino acids. Gene Ontology annotation, cellular component: membrane; cytoplasm. NCBI's taxonomy places the organism in Eukaryota, Fungi, Ascomycota, Pichiomycetes, Pichiales, Pichiaceae. Gene Ontology annotation, biological process: phosphatidylinositol dephosphorylation. Gene Ontology annotation, molecular function: phosphatidylinositol-3,5-bisphosphate 5-phosphatase activity; phosphatidylinositol-4,5-bisphosphate 5-phosphatase activity. The transcript has a single exon.